CAAUUUAAUUUUGUAUCCAAGAAUAGUUUCAAAACAAAAGAGCGUUACGAAAAAAAAAAAAAAUGUCAGGAGUUUACGAUGUAAGUACCAUAAACCUUGAUAUACCGAAAAUCAUCAUCAUGUUAUCUGUUUAAGAUAGGCAUGAAUUUUUUUAUCUCUUACGACUACUAUUAGCCUGAUGAUGACCGAAUUCAUAGCUGACCAACUUAUGUAGAAUUUAUUUUGGCUUAACUUCGCCGCUAGCCCUCGUUAGCGUAAAACAUGAUGUCCCCAAUCAAUCAUAAUCAUGUCAUAUGUGAAUACACUAUACUUAAACUAUAGGCAAAUACAAGCUUUAAAACACAUGUGAUGGUGGUAGAAUUUACGAAUGCAAGCUUAUAACAAUAAUUAUUUAGUAAUAAUGCGGCUAAUGCUUGAUUUUUAGAGUAAGUUUUAAUAAAUAAUGUGGAAGAAAUUAAUGAUCAUCCCAAUCCAUUGUUAGUUCAGAAUGUUAGGCCUAGUUGAAGUAGUUGUUAUUGAUCUCUAAUUAUCUGAGGUCAACUAGAUGUUAUUUUCUUUAAAGCUUAGUGCAAGAAUUAACAUCUAUUAAUCAGGUAUUGUUAGAAAGGAAAGCAGCUAAAAAUUUUAAUUUCUUCAAAAGGAAGAGCCAUGUUCUGGUUGCAUCCAAAGGAUAAUAAAAACUAGGCACUUCAUUGAAAGAGGCUGAAUAAAAGCAGGUUUUUAUCCAUCAGAGCCAUUGUUUAUGCCUUAGGGUGAGUUAAGCCUAAGGUAUCAAUUACAUCCACUUUGACUGUAACUCAUUAAGAAGACUUAAAUUUAAGGUUUCUGGCCAGGAAAACACUGGGGAAACCUAUCUUUUAGUGAAAUUCUUAAGGGUAGGCAUUAAGGGCACUCAUUCUGUGUGUGCCUUAACAGCUUUACUGCAGUACGAGUUUCUCAUUUGGGCGUCAAUAGGCUUGGUCCUUUGGAUUGUGUGACUAUAUAAACUUGUUCACAAGUCGACUUUUUAUGGAAAUAUUUCAGGGGUGGUUGACUUAUGAGUGGGUUGUAAGAGAUUUUUAAUAAUUUUAUCCAGGUAUACAGUUUCUUUUAAAGAAAACAAUGAUGAAAAAAGUAAUAAAACAUAAUGCAACAUAUAUUUAUAUGCAAAAUGGGGUAAUUUGUCUUCAUUUUGAGCAUGGUUACCGGUAAACACGCAAAGCAAACCUGUGGUUUACAUAUUAAUAUUACUGUUUUUUAAUAUGAGUUUUUAAGUAUUUUUACUUACAAAAUAAACAUUUUUAAAAGAAAUAAAUUAAUUUUGUUGUAUCAUAUUGCUUCUACAGGCAUAUUAUUUUAUUUUAUGGAGUCGGCUUAUUACACUUUUUCCUGCCAAAACUUAGUUUGUCAGCUUAUGAAUGAGUACAAAUGAUACGUGGGAAAAUACCCUAUGACAAGUUUCAAAUUACAAAUAGGAUCAGGGCUGAAUAAGCUCCACUGGGCAAUUUGUACCCGGGAUCCCUGAGGCCCAAGGGAGCCUGGCUGAGACUUACUAUAAUAAAGUUUUAAUAUCUAAUAAACAAUACAUAGAUGGUUAUGGGUCCUUAUGUUGGCUGUACCCAGGACCCACAAUGUGUUGUCCCUGGAUAGGAUAACACUAAUGAUGCAUGGAUUAGCCGGUUAAUAAUCGCUAAUUUUAGAUGAUAAAUUGUUCAGACUUUUUACUACUUUAAUUGUGUUUUUUUUAAAAUGUUUUGUGUAUGGCUCAUUAUUUUGAUAUUUCGUACUUUGUAUUAUUAAAAUUCUAAACUGACAACUUUGUCACACUUUUACUUUCAUUUUGCCAGAAAGUUAUAUUUAUAUCUAACUGAAACUGGAAAAGUUUAGACAAUUAAAUUGGGUUUGGGAUCAGGAAGCUUAAAAAACUUUUAACAAAACAGCCUGUGGAGCGCAGGCAAACACUUUUUGUUUGGAGUUUAUUUUUAUUGCUUUAAAGCCUAGGGGAAGGCAUGUUGUCCACUUUGUCCUAUGUGUAAUAAUCUGACUUGGGAAUAGUUGAAGCAGGUAAUUUUGUUAAAAUAACUAUAAUGAACAACUUCAUUUCUUUUAAAAUUUAAGUCCUACAAUAAAAAUUUUUGUUUCAUUUCAUCCAUUAAAUAUUGAAAUAAAAAGUUAAAAGUUUGUCAUGGCAAUAAUCAAACAAUUAAUAUGACAAUAUUUAAAAGACACUCCUUAAGGAGCUUUAUACACCCCAAAAAAUUAUUUAUUGUUAAUUUAUAUCUUUAAGAUUAAAAGUAUUGUUUUCAAAUUUUAUUUCUUCUAUUAAUUUUAAAUUAAAUAUUUUUGUAAUUGCUACUUAACUUAAAUGCUUUAAAUUGGAGCAUACACCUGCAACAAUAUAUUGAUAAAAUCUCUAUACAAAAAUGUAGUUUGCAACCUAAGUUUUUUCGUUAAACCAUAACAAUCGAGAAAAAUCUAUUGAAACAUGCUACAAGUCUAGAGGUUGCAAGAUAAAAUCAAUCCAUUAAAAUUUUCUGCACAAUAUUUUUACGUUUUAAACUAUGGAACUGUAGGAGAAAUUCAUCUGAGCCAAUUUCAGAGUUUAAAAUCAUCCUAUUAAUACUUAAAUGAAUUUUAUACGACUUAUGAAUGAUCAUCUUUGAAAAUUUUAAUAGGCACCAGUACCAGAUCAUAGAAGGAAAUGGGACAAAGAGGUGUAUGAAAAAUUGGCACAGGAGCGCCUCAAGGAAUUAGAAGAUGAUACCAGUGACAGUGAGGAGGAGCGUGCAGCUCCUGUUAAAAGGGAGCUUCUCAAACCUCGUGAUUAUAAGGUGAGAUUGCUUUCAUUUUUCAGUACUGGAAAAUCUUAAUCUGAGGAUGAAGCAAUAUAUAUAUUUUUUAAAAUAUACUAAAUAUUAGAUAUUCUUAAUUAACUUUUGGUAUAUUUGUCAUACAGGUUGAUCUUGACUCAAAACUUGGCAAGUCUCAAGUAAUCACUAAGACAACACCAGCUUCACAACAAGGAGGGUAAGGCAACUUUUAAAUCUUUUGACUAUAUUACCAAAAAUUUAAUUUUGUUAUAUUAUUUUUUAAAAUGCAAUUUUGCGAGGAAAUUACUUUUUAGGUCAGAUUCUCUCUUAAUUAAACUGUAGAGAGGAUCACUGAAUAAAAAAAAGCUCCAAUUAUUGAAUUAUUUCAAAUUUUUACUUCCUUGUUAGCAAUGUUAGAAGUUAAUAAAAAAUAAAGCAUUUUCAUUAUUUAUUUACAUGAUUAAUAAUAAGCAGAGGCACUGCAUUCAGCGGGAUUUACUCUGAUGUAAUUGUUAUAUUUUAUUAUUUAUAUUAUAUAGUGAGGCAAAUUGUACUAUUUAUUCGCCACAAUUGUGUUUAUUUUGGAAAAAGAUUGCCCACCUUGGUCUAGGAAUAAUAUUUCAAUAAUGAUACGUUUCACAAUGUUGGGAGGUCAAAUCAAGACUCCACCAAAUGUUCUCAUGUAAUGAGCAAAGCUAUAGUACUAUUACGCACUGUGUGCAGGAAAGAUGUUCAUUUUUGUGCACCAAUAAAAACUUAAUUAAACGUUUAAGACAGAGCCAGCCACAGCCCAAAAUCAUGAUUUUUAAUAAAAUACAUAGUUACUUCAUAGAAACUAAAACAUUCAGUAGCUAUGCUGAGUGACAUGUCACUAUUCUUUGCAAUAUUUCAAUUUCAGCUAUUAUUGCAAUGUGUGUGACUGCGUUGUCAAGGAUUCAAUAAACUUUCUCGAUCAUAUCAAUGGAAAAAAACGUAAGACAGCUGCAAUGAAGUGCCUUUUGAGUUUAUUUUUUAAAAAAUAACUCAUACUACACUAAUUAAAGACUAAACUUAUUUUUAAAAAAAUAAUUUGAAAUGACUUAAGAAUAAUUACUUUGGUUGAAGGUUAAUACAUAUUGUUAAAAUGGUUAAAAAUCAACUUCACCAACGAUAACAAUUAGAUUAGAAUAUGUUUUAUCCAGUUAAUCUUUUAGGCACCUUAUAAAUAAUUUAAAAAAAAUUAAUUACAUUUUUCACUUUUAAUAUUAUUAGACCAACGCAAUUUGGGUAUGUCCAUGAAAAUUGAAAGGUCAUCAUUGGAUCAAGUGAAAGCAAGAUUCGAACUAAACAAAAAGAAAAAGGAGGAAAAGAAAAAAGAUUAUGAUUUUGAAGAAAGAGUCAAGGAGCUUCAAGAAGAGGUGAGCAAUUCAGUUAUUCUAAAUCAUUAAUAAAUAUGCAAGAUUUGGUAAUAUGUUUUGAAAGUAUCUUCUUGAGUUUUAAAUAUUUCUUUUCAAGAUGAAGUCUUAUCAAAAGUGUGCAGGAAACACCAUAAACAUAACUUAUCUAACCUAUUCUUUUCAGUUAAAGUAAACAAAUCCCACUUUUUUUUAUUUUUGGAAAAAAAUUCUGGACGCCUUGACAUUUUAUUAGUCCAGUGAUAAAUGUUUUGUGUUCCUUCUUGGACUUGAUUAUUUGAAUAAAGCUUUAUAAAUAGAAGUUAUGCAAGCACCAAGAAGUUUAUAAAAGUACUCAAUUAGAUACAGCCCCAAUGGGCUUGAUCUGCUCUAUAUGGUGAGGGAUAAUUUUAAAAUCUCACUAUUUGCCACUUCAAUUCAUUUUCAGGGGAGCACAUUAAUUAUGGAACAUUUGUAAUAUAAUAUAAUGUAUACAAAAAUUAUUUUUUUCCCUGAAUGCUACUUAAGAAGAAUAAAUAUACAAGUACAAGUUAGAAAACAUGCACUAGCAGUUCCACAUCAUUAUCAUUGCAGGAAGAAAAACAGAAAGCAUACAAAAAAGAAAAGAGGAAAGAUAGAAAAAGAAAAGCUGAUGACUCAGGAGAUGAGGGUGAUCCAGACAUGUCAGCAUUGAUGGGAUUCUCUGGAUUUGGAGGAUCUUCCAAGAACAAUUGAUUUUUAAUCAGUGUAUUAAACAAUGUACAGAUUCAUUUGCAAUGCUAAUGGAAAUAAGGUUAUAAUAAAUCUAUUUAAAUGUUCCUCUCUUAUUUUGAAGAAAUGAUUAAAAUACAUUUGAUUAAACUUAAACAAAUCAGAAGAAAAAAAAAAAUAUAUAUUUUAUGACCAACUAAUUCAACUAUGCUGUUUUUGUUCCCUCAUUUGAUAAAGGUGACAAUUCUUUAUUGAGUAUAAAAACUCAUGAAACUCCAGGCACUGAAUUUUUAAAAACACAGCUAACUACUCUAAAAGCACUUCUUUAAUGCACCCCAAUUGAUCCUAAGCCUUUGAAACAUUUUAAAAAAAAGUUUAAGUCUUAAUCCUUUUUAUUAAAUGUACAGUAAGUUUGAAAAUUUAUAUGUGAUCUUAAGCAAGCAUUUGCUUAAAAAAUAACUUUUAAAAAAAAUGUGCAGGCAAGACAAUUUUUUUGACAAACCUAAUAAACCUUUCCCUAAAGCUAAAUAAUGGAGUUUGCAUUAAGUCUCUUCAUUUUUCAUUUGUGAAGAUCUCAUAAAAUUCACAUUUUAAAAAGACUGCAGCAUAUUUCUUUCAAGUUCCUUAAAUAUUAAAUUAAUAAUUGCUAGUCAAAACAUUUCCAUUGCAUUGUUGUUGACUUAGUUUUGUAAAUAAAUUAAUGUGUAACUAACUUUUCUUUGUUUUUUUAUUUUAAUCUUUACAAAAGUUAAAAGGCUUGUGCUCAAAAAGCGUCAGUUAAAUAGAACUGUAUGUAUCUUGUAUCUUGUAGUCAUUCUACUUGAAUACAAAAAUUUAUAUUGCAUUUUUUGCUAAAGUUGGUAAGCGCUAGUACUAUGGUUUAUCAUUUCACUGGAAAACAAAUGAAGUUUUCCUGAUUACGGGAUAACAUUAAUUUCAUCAAAAAUAUAUUUUAAACUGAAUUAAACUAUAUAAAGAAGUUGAU
This is a messenger RNA of Lymnaea stagnalis (great pond snail), 5858 nucleotides long. Lineage: Eukaryota; Metazoa; Mollusca; Gastropoda; Lymnaeidae. The record is from the annotation of a GenBank genome assembly.